Klebsormidium nitens is the source of this 1629-nucleotide messenger RNA. NCBI's taxonomy places the organism in Eukaryota, Viridiplantae, Streptophyta, Klebsormidiophyceae, Klebsormidiales, Klebsormidiaceae. The record is from the annotation of a GenBank genome assembly.
CUCUAGCUUAGGACCAGGACUUAGGUAGGCUUCUAAAUUCGUUUGAAGUUCUCUUGAAAGUUUGAAAGCCCAAGCUGCAGAAGCUGGUCACCCGGUCCUGAAGUCGAUAUUACAAGUUAUUUGGUUAUUCUGGUCAUUCUGUCCACUCAUUGUUGCAGGUUCGUGUUUCACAAAUCACAGCUUGUCCUUUCGAGACACAAACGGGCUCUGACACUGCUGCCAGAAGGGGCCACAGCAUUGGUGCCGACCUCCACAAUGCCGACUGAGCUGGAGGAACUUGUGGAUUUCCUGUCGUCUCCACGACCAGAGUUACGGAAAGGCGCCGUCGACAUCGUCCAAGGCCUUUCCGGAAGUGACCAGGGGCUGCACCAGCUGCUAUCCGUUUCCGAUAAGCUAUUGAAACCGCUCCUAAAACUGCUCGUCGCGUCGCCCAACGUCUCAAAGCCUGCGGCCGCAGCUCUUGUAAACCUGUCCCAGGACCCUAGGUUUGCGGAAAACGCGGUCAAGGAAAAUGGGGUUAGCCGGGCGAUGCAAGGGUUAGUGGAAAAGGAGGGGGGGCACAACGAUCUGCUGGUGAUGCUGCUGGCGAACUUGACACAAACGGAGGAAGGGGCUAGGUCGCUGUUACAGGUUAACGACGAGGCUCUUCAGGGCCUGUUCCUGACAAAGCUGAUCAAGGAAUUCGCCGCGACUUCGGGGUCCGAGGAUGAUGACGUGUACGAACACGUGGGGACGGUUCUGGUGAACGUCAGCCAGGUCAAGGAGGGGCGCACGAUCCUGCUGGAUCCUGCCCGGGCGCUGCUGAAACACGUCCUGCCGCAAAUACAGUCUCAGAACGUGCGACGACGACAAGGGGUUGCAAACGCGCUCCGCAACUGCUGUUUCGACGCGGGGUCCAACAUGUUCUCCCUGCUGCGCCUCUCGGACGUCCUGCUGCCAGCGCUGCUGCUGCCUCUAGCGGGAUCCAAGCCUUUUUCGAAAGAGGACCUGGAAAAGAUGCCACCCUCCCUGGCGGGGCCUCUCGCGAAACCCCGGCGGCCAGAGCUGGACAGUGGCGUGAAGGUCGCGGUCGCGGAGGCCCUGUAUCUGGUGGCGGCAAUCGAGGCCGGCCGGCGCGCGCUGUGGCAGGCCAACGCGCACCGAAUCUUGCAGGUCGGCUACGAGGAUGAGGAGGACGCCGACGUCAUGCUGGCGUACGAAAAAGUGGGCGCGCUGUUUGUGGCGGGGUCUGAAGGAGACGUCCCCGGGACUGGGUCGGGGGGGUGACCAGGGCGGCGACGCGUCCCCUUGGCUUGAGGGAGUGGGUCCCCUUGGCAGGCGUCUUUCAGGGACGGGGCCACUAUCCGGCUAAGACAGUCCCAAUAAACGGAAGUUAGCACGUCGCCAACAUAACGUCAGUCUCGGGGGACGAAGCAAUUACGAUGAUCGAUUAUAUCAGCGUGUGAGCCAGCUAUAGGCGCAGUGCUGUUUUCCUCACUGCUAAGUACUGGCGGCCCUCAUGGCUGGGCAGCUUUCAUGGGCCCGGCAAGUUAUUGAGACUUGUCAACCAUGCAAUGAGGGCAUAAGUUGAACAGCUCCUGCCCGUGUAUAUAUGUUGCAUGACGCUCACUGAUGUUCUGAAAAGGCGGA